GAGAGACUGAGAGAGGAGUAGGAGCGGCAGCGCAGCAGAAGGAGGAGGUCAGUCACGCUGAGAAGGAGCAGCGGAGUAGUACGUAGCAGCGCAGUCUGUUUCUCGAGCCCAUCCUUCACACGCGUUCUUCUUCUGCAGCCGGAGCCUCAGUGUCAUUUUAAAUGAACGCAAAUCAUCUCUGCUAAGAACUUCCUGCAGUUUUAGUGCGUAAACAACCAGUGCCAAAGAAGCGGUUGGGGGUGGACUCUUCGUUUCCCUCCGUCCCUCAAGACAACGUUUCGGGAACGAGAGGAGGUGACUUCCACUCCGCUCCUCCAGAGCAGGGCUUGCACCGUGGCUCUGUCAGAAGUAGCAUGUUCCAGGGAGACUGCGGACACUAUUGAACUCCUGCUUUCACCCAAAGAGGAUUCAAUGAAAAUGUCCGUGUGUGUCCAUGAGAACCGGAAAUCCCGAGCUAGCACCGGCUCUAUGAACAUCUACUUGUUCCACAAGUCCUCCUACGCCGACAGCGUCCUCAUGCAUCUUAACGCGCUGCGGCAACAGCGGCUUUUCACAGACGUCCUCCUUCAUGCCGGCAGUCGCUCCUUCCCUUGCCAUCGAGCCGUGUUGGCGGCGUGCAGCCGCUACUUCGAGGCCAUGUUCAGUGGCGGGCUGAGGGAGAGCCAGGCCAGUGAGGUAGACUUCCAUGACUCCAUCCACCCCGAGGUCUUAGAGCUCCUGCUGGAUUAUGCAUACUCCUCACGCGUGGUCAUCAAUGAGGAGAACGCGGAGUCACUCCUGGAAGCAGGGGACAUGUUGGAGUUUCAGGACAUCCGUGAUGCUUGUGCCGAAUUCCUGGAGAGAAACCUCCACCCGUCCAAUUGUCUUGGCAUGCUGCUGCUGUCCGAUGCCCACCAGUGCACCAAGCUGUCAGAGCUUUCCUGGAGCAUGUGCCUCAGCAACUUCCCCGCUAUUUGCAAGACGGACGACUUCCUCCAAUUACCUAAAGAUAUGGUGGUUCAGCUUUUAUCACACGAGGAGCUCGAGACAGAAGACGAGAGACUAGUUUAUGAAGCUGCCCUGAACUGGAUCAACUAUGACCUGGAGAGAAGGCACUGCCACCUUCCGGAGCUUCUGAGAACAGUUCGUCUUGCCUUGCUGCCCGCCAUCUUUCUGAUGGAAAACGUUUCCACAGAAGAGUUGAUUAACGCCCAGGCCAAGAGCAAGGAGCUGGUGGAUGAAGCUAUCCGCUGUAAGCUCAAGAUUCUGCAGAAUGACGGUGUUGUUAAUAGCCCAUGUGCUCGACCAAGAAAGACCAGCCAUGCCCUGUUUCUUCUCGGAGGGCAGACCUUCAUGUGUGACAAGUUAUACCUGGUAGACCAGAAAGCCAAAGAGAUCAUUCCCAAGGCAGACAUCCCCAGCCCGAGGAAGGAGUUCAGUGCCUGUGCCAUUGGCUGUAAAGUGUACAUCACCGGUGGGAGAGGCUCAGAGAACGGGGUGUCAAAAGAUGUUUGGGUGUACGACACGGUGCACGAGGAAUGGUCCAAAGCAGCGCCCAUGCUUAUUGCGAGGUUUGGCCACGGCUCUGCAGAGCUCAAACACUGUCUCUAUGUGGUGGGAGGCCACACUGCAGCGACGGGCUGCCUGCCAGCAUCCCCAUCGGUGUCGCUAAAACAGGUGGAGCAGUUUGACCCCGUGGCAAACAAGUGGACCAUGGUGGCUCCUUUAAGAGAAGGCGUUAGCAAUGCGGCGGUGGUCAGUGUCAAGCUCAAGCUGUUCGCCUUCGGCGGCACCAGCGUCACCCACGACAAGCUGCCUAAGGUGCAGUGCUACGAUCCACAAGAGAACCGAUGGACUGUGCCUGCCUCAUGUCCGCAACCGUGGCGCUACACGGCUGCAGCAGUGCUGGGGACCCAGAUCUUUGUUAUGGGUGGGGAUACAGAGUUUUCAGCGUGCUCAGCUUAUAAGUUCAGCAGCGAGAGCUAUCAGUGGACUAAAGUGGGUGAUGUGACAGCCAAGAGAAUGAGCUGCCAGGCUGUUGCAUCGGGGAAUAAACUGUAUGUGGUGGGCGGAUACUUUGGCACGCAGCGCUGUAAAACUCUGGACUGCUACGACCCCACGCUGGAUGCUUGGAACAGCAUCACUACUGUGCCAUACUCACUCAUUCCCACUGCUUUCGUCAGCACCUGGAAACAUCUCCCCGCCUGAGCUCUGAGUACUGCAACCAUACCAUUCCAUAAGAUUUCCCCGUUUUUUCAUCAUCUACUGGACUCCAACUGUGAAGAUAAACACUAAAGACAAUGAGCAGUGAUGUACAGACGAGUCAUGAUCAGGACACUUUCCCAGAAUGAUGUCAUCGCUUUACCGAGAAGGGACGAGGCAUACUGUACAGUUAUUCAUGCAAACCAACCAAAACAACUGCUGCUUGUUAUCCGAGGCACAAAUCUUGUCUACACCUUGCAUAUCAGGCUUUUUAUGCUGCCACGCCAAGACUGUAAACAUUGCACACGACCUGUGUUUUUUCCUAUUUACUCGUGGCAGGCCUUGUGGGGCUUCGUAGUAAUGUUUUUCUUCUGUGAUAAAAUAUGUAAAAAUAACUCUUUCAUACAAAGACGGCAAUGUAUAGCAUGACGAAUGUCCCAUUGUUACUGUCGUAGGGCAAAUCCGGUGAUUUGUGUGCAAAAGGAGCAAACAAAGUCUAGUUUGACAGAACACGGGUGAGCUGUAUGAAACGGCACAAUGAAGGAGCAAACCUCCCCUUCUAUCCUCUGGUAACUCCUCGUCCCUGUCCCUGUUCAGAAACACCUCUGAGUGUCCCUCUCGUGAAGCCUCUGGUCGUUUGCUGUCACCGCGAGCCACAAGUUGUUGAUAAACAACACCAGCUGAGGUUGACGACGAUAGAAGGGGAUCGCAGCAGUGCCCCGGGGAGGGGCUGAGGUGGCGUUGGAGGGUCAGUGUGCCUAUAGAGGUGCAUGGCGGGGGUCACGACCUUACAUUUGAGCUCUUUUGCAGCUACGCUUCGACACCCGCGGAAUGCAGUUUUCAGCUUCAGUCAUCGUUUCAUUGGGCUGUACACAACGCCGCUGCACAAGAGCCGCCGUGCAGAAGCGGUGGUUCGAUCUCUGAGUCACAGAUCUAGCCUUCGUAGAGCAUGUCCACUCAUAGUGAUUCUGUAAAACUGGCAUGAACGCUCCCGCCACAGUCCCACAAAUCUUGUCACCUUUAACCUUCAACUGAGACCUGAUCAGUUUAUCUGUUACCUUGCUGCAAUGUAGUCUUAAUUUAUAUGACAACAAUGACGCUACUCCACAUGUGUAAUCCUAUUUAUUUCCUACCUGCCUGUGGUCAUAAGUAAUAGUACCGUAUGUUUGGGUUAUGUCAUGCAUGGCCAGAUGUCGCUUUAUUUGUUGGCUGCAUUUUGCACAGUUUAGGAAUGUUUUCUUUCAAAAGAGACAAAGUUUCUAUUUGACCGAUUAGAUAGGGAUGAGCAAAACAGAGUUACUGCCCAAACAAAAACAAAUGUUUUUUUUUUUCAUUUUCCACCUCUGAUGGUUU
Cynoglossus semilaevis (tongue sole) is the source of this 3534-nucleotide messenger RNA. RefSeq names its product ectodermal-neural cortex 1 (gene enc1). Gene Ontology annotation, molecular function: protein binding. Bases 412 to 2187 code for a protein of 591 amino acids. The record is from RefSeq and is a predicted model, not a curated record. Gene Ontology annotation, biological process: ubiquitin-dependent protein catabolic process. Gene Ontology annotation, cellular component: Cul3-RING ubiquitin ligase complex; cytoplasm. The transcript has 3 exons. NCBI's taxonomy places the organism in Eukaryota, Metazoa, Chordata, Actinopteri, Pleuronectiformes, Cynoglossidae.